This is a messenger RNA of Fusarium keratoplasticum, 615 nucleotides long. RefSeq lists its product as uncharacterized. Lineage: Eukaryota; Fungi; Ascomycota; Sordariomycetes; Hypocreales; Nectriaceae. The record is from RefSeq and is a predicted model, not a curated record. The transcript has 2 exons. Bases 1 to 615 code for a protein of 204 amino acids.
AUGUCUCAGAACCCUAACAACAACACUGCCACUCAUGGCACUAGCUCCAAGGAGACUGACCAGCCUUCCGCUCAGGGCGCUGCCCCCAACACCACCAACGGGGCCGACUCUGCCAACGUCGGUCGGUCUCGCAACCAUACCCGUCGCUCCAGCCCGAGCGACCUCAUCAUCGUCGAAGCCUCUGAUAAGACCCCCAAGGAGGACCCAGCCACGACCCAUCGCCGCAACCGUCGUUGCAGCCCAAGCGACCGUGCCCUCAUUGACCUCUCUGACGUGAUCCCCGAGGAGGAGUCAGUCAUGGUUUCUCACGAAGAGGCCAUCGUCGACGAGGAGUGGAUCAAGGACUUCCCUAAGGAGGACCAAAAGGAAGCUGACAAUGCCCAGGGGCCUCGCGAUGCCGACGAUAUGGUCCACAAGGGCCUGGUUGUUCACUUCCUCGACGACGAGGGUUACGAAGCCGACGAUGAGUUUGAGGUUGUCGACUACCUCAGUUACGAGGAGAUGGUCGAUCUCGAGUACCUCGACCACAACACCGUCGCUGACCUGUUUAUGCUCUUCCCCCUGGGCUGUGUCGCCAUUGACCAGCUCGGCCGAGUUCAGCCAGGCUCUCAGUAA